AUGGUGGUGAAUUUCUCCGGGAUGCCUUCAGCGUCAUCGAUUUUUGCAGCGUAUGCCUCGUUUUCGGCUUUUGUUAUGUUGCUUCAAACUAUCUUGAAUCAACUCAUGCCCAGACAAGCGCAAAAUUAUAUUUGGUCCUUAAUUCAGUCCUAUUUAAGGACUAAACCCUCCUGUGCCGCUAUAGUCAUUGAAGAAAGGGAUGGUAUGUCUAGUAACGAAGUUUACAGUGCUGCUGAAAUCUAUCUGUCCACAAAGAUCAGACGAAAUAUCGAUCGCCUUAAGGUUAGCAAGCGCCAUAAGGAUAAAGAUGUUAGUGUCAAGUUUGCUCAAUGCGAGAAAAUUGUUGAUAUCUUCAAAGGGAUUGAGCUUGAAUGGAAAUUUGUUUCUGAAGAGAGAAAAAAGAGUUCCAAGGUAAUUGACGAAGAUACCGACAAUAUUCUCUUCACGUCCGAGAAAAAAUACUUUGAGCUGAGUUUCCAUAAGAAUCACAAGGACAAGGUCCUCGACCUUUACGUGCCUUUCGUGCUUGAAAAAGCCAACUCCAUUCGAGCUGAAAAAAAGACUGUCAAGUUGCAUACUUUAGCUUCUUAUUCGUCCCCAAUUGUGUGGGAUUCUGUUAACUUCCAACAUCCCUCAACUUUCGACACCCUCGCAAUGGAUACGAAGAUUAAGAGGGCUGUCAUUGCAGAUUUGGAAAGGUUUGUCCAAAGGAAAGAGUUUUACAAGAAAGUGGGCAAAGCUUGGAAAAGGGGGUACUUGUUGUAUGGCCCUCCAGGCACUGGCAAAUCCAGCCUGAUUGCAGCAAUGGCUAAUUACCUCAAGUUUGAUAUUUAUGACUUGGAGCUUACUAAUAUAAAGCGUGAUUCGGAUUUGAGAAAAUUGUUGCUGAGAACUUCAAAUAGAUCGAUACUUGUGAUUGAAGAUAUUGAUUGCAGUGUGGAAUUACCAGAUAGAAAUGGGCCUAUGUGUGUAGAUGGACUUGGACGGGCACGUCCUCGUGAUACGCAGUUCACUCUCUCGGGACUAUUAAACUUCAUGGAUGGCUUGUGGUCUAGCUGUGGGGAUGAGCGGAUUGUCGUGGUCACUACCAACAACAGAGACAAACUAGAUCCAGCUUUGCUGCGUCCAGGGCGCAUGGACAUGCACAUUCAUAUGUCUUAUCUCACAGGAGAUGGAUUCAGGCUCUUAGUCUCCACUUACCUUGGCAUUCAGGGGUACCAUGAGCGCUUUGAGGAGAUUAAAGAAUUAAUUGAGAGUAUGACAAUUACUCCUGCAGAAGUUGCUGAAGAACUAAUGAAGAGUGAUGAUCUUGAUGCUUCUCUUGAAGGUCUAGUUAAUUUUUUAAAGUGCAGAAGGAUCGGAAGCAACCUGACUAAGGAUAAAGAAAUCGAAGAAAAUGAAGUCCAUAAUGCAAAAAGCCUUGCGUCUGGUGAAAGUGAUAUUUAA
Messenger RNA from Fraxinus pennsylvanica, 1446 nucleotides. The record is from the annotation of a GenBank genome assembly. Lineage: Eukaryota; Viridiplantae; Streptophyta; Magnoliopsida; Lamiales; Oleaceae.